Messenger RNA from Entrophospora sp. SA101, 1206 nucleotides. The record is from the annotation of a GenBank genome assembly. Lineage: Eukaryota; Fungi; Glomeromycota; Glomeromycetes; Entrophosporales; Entrophosporaceae.
AUGAAUAGUUUUUUGUUUUUCCUUGUCAAUCUUGUUAUUAUUAUACAAUUCACUUUAGGAUUAGAAAAUGGAGUUGGAAGAACCCCUGCUAUGGGUUGGAAUUCAUGGAAUAAAUUUGGAUGUAAUAUCAAUGAAACAUUAAUUCGUGAUAUUACUGAUGCAUUAAUUGAAACAGGGUUGAGUGAUGUUGGGUAUCAAUAUGUGAAUUUGGAUGAUUGUUGGCAAAAAACAAGAACUUGGAGUGGGAUAAUUACUCCAGAUUCAGAGAAAUUUCCAUCUGGAUUGGAAAGUUUAUCAGAUUAUAUUCAUAGUAAAGGAUUAUUAUUUGGUUUAUAUUCAAGUGCUGGGUUUUGGACAUGUGCAAAACGUCCAGGAUCAUUAUUACACGAAGAUAUUGAUGCAGAGUUAUAUGCAAAAUGGAAAGUUGAUUAUCUUAAAUAUGAUAAUUGGAUGCAUGAUGCAUUGAAUAUAACUGGUAGACCUAUUUUAUAUUCAAUAUGUAGUUGGGGUAAAGAAGAUCCUUGGAUUUGGGGAUCGGACAUAGGAAAUUCAUGGAGAACAACAUCUGACAUUAGUGAUUAUUUUACUACUAAUCAAACAAAUGAUCCCCAGAAUUGUAAUCCAUGUGGAGUGUUAGAAAUAUUAGAUUCUACAGUUGGCCUAGAGAAAUAUUCUUCACCAGGAGGAUUUAAUGAUUUAGAUAUGCUGGAAGUUGGAAAUGGGGGAAUGACUUUUGAAGAAUAUAAAACACUUUGGGCAGCAUUAAAAUCACCAUUAUUAAUUGGAUGUGAUGUUCGUAAUAUGACAGAUGAAACAAUUCAAAUUUUAAACAAUACAGAAAUCAUUGGUAUUAAUCAAGACCCACUUGGUAAAUCUGCAAAAUUAGCAUAUCGUGAAAAACACAAAGAUCAAGAAAAAGUUUCUACAAUAUCAUAUGAUAUAUGGAUUGGUGAACUUUCUAUUUUGCUUAAUCGUAAUGAUGAGGAUUAUUCAAUCAAAUUUCCAUUUGAAUUACUUGGACCAUUCUUUUCUUCAAGUUUCAAUUCUGAUACAACAUCUCUUUUAUUAAGAGAUUUAUGGCAACAUAAAGAUCUUGGUUCUUUUACUAAAGAAUACAUAUCUGAUAAAAUUCCUGCUCAUGGAGUUGUAGUAUUGAAAAUAACCUAUAGUCAUCCUAAAUUUAAUUUUAUUGCACAAUUAUCUUAA